CUAAAACUCUCCCAAUCACUAUAUCAAAUCACAUCAAAAUUAUUGACACAACAAAAUUAACUAAAAUCGUUAAUUACUCUACAUUAUAUGGAAGAAUAUAAAUUUUACUUUUACAUCAUAGAUGUCGGGGUAUUUCAAUAUCUAAAAAAACAAAAACAAAUAACACUACAAAAUUAAAAUGUCGAACAGCUGACUUUUUAGGUUAAAAAUUCAAUGCAAUCGUGAACACUCCGUGAACCAAAAAAAAAUAACUAAAAUAAAUAUGCUUUUAAAAUGCAUGCAAACGAUUCACCAUUUCAUUAAAAUACCCCAAACACACCAAAACAGUCGUCAAUUAUGGCAUUGGGUCAAUUUGACAUUUAACAGAGUUGACCAAGAAAGAUUGAGUAAAUUUGGACCGGAUAGAGUUUGUGCGGAAUGGAUUUUAAGAAACGGUGGGAAGGUUAAAUUUGUUGGCGUAAAAGACUACUUAUUUGAUUAUAACUUAUUACCACCUGAGGGAACAACACUACAGAUAAAAGAAGUAGAUGCGUCCUCAUCCAGUAUUAUGGACGUGGGCUUUGAUCAUUUCGUGGGAUGCAAACAAAUCUCCAAAAUUGUACUACAUGAUUGUAAUUAUUUGAAAGAUGGUUGCUUGAAGUUAUUGAAACCGUUGAAUCCAACAUUACGUAUUUUACAAGUUUCUAAAUGUGCGAACAUCACUGAUAAAGGAUUGCUGCAUUUAAGUGAAUUAACAAAUUUAUCAAACUUAGUAUUAUUUGAUUUGCAAUAUGUUAAAAAUACUCAUGGACUUGUUCACGAUUUAAAACUUGCAUUGCCAAAAUGUAACAUCAUGUACAAAACAUAAAACACCAAUUAUAUAUUUUAAAUGAA
Messenger RNA from Onthophagus taurus, 873 nucleotides. RefSeq names its product ATP synthase subunit s, mitochondrial. The record is from RefSeq and is a predicted model, not a curated record. Lineage: Eukaryota; Metazoa; Arthropoda; Insecta; Coleoptera; Scarabaeidae.